GGCAGCCGUCGAUCCCCGGGGCAACCACCGCUGGGUCGCAUGACUGGUUGUAGCCGAUCUCCGGGGCAACCCGAUCGUGGUUGUGUUCCAUCUCCGGGGCAACCACCGCUGGGUCGCAUGACUGGUUGUAGCCGAUCUCCGGGGCAACCCGAUCGUGGUUGUGUUCCAUCUCCGGGGCAUCCAGCGCGUGACAGCGACCGGUCCCCGAGGCAACCACUGCCGGGCGGCCCCUGCGGGUCUCCGGGGCAACCGGCAGGUGAAACCAGCCCGGCCCCGCCGCAGCGGCGAGUGGGGCGCGGUGACGCCACGGCCGGUAACGGGACCGACACUGAACCGGUAGAUGCCACUGCCCGGGCCGACACGGUACGAGCUGAUGUCGAGACCGGGACCCGCAGGCCUGGCAGUCGAGCAUCGCCUGCCCAGGGUUGGGCAAGCGGGAACGUGGUUCCGGAGCGGGGCGCUGGGCUUCAGGAUGCGGUGGUCACCGCCGGACAGAAGAGGACAGAGCCCCGGCAAGGAGUGAGCGGUCUGGGAGAGGCGGUCCGGAUCCCUGGAGGGGCCGAGAUGUCCCCGAGGAUAUCCAGCCCGCAGGGCAGCGGCGGGCGGAUACUGGCACUCGGCAAUGAGAGUCUGGAUGUUGGAGAAGGCUUGUCAAGUCAGCAACUGGUCAAAGCACAUGCCAGAGCUGGAGCAGAUAAGGAAACUCACCUGUCAGGAACGUCUGUGUCACUGGAGAAGAUGUCGACAGAAGAAGUUUGCAAAUGGCUGACAGACUCUGGCUUUCAAUCGUGUGUCCAUCGUGUCAUAGAGUUUGGGAUCACUGGCAGACAGCUUGCCAACACUGACUCCGAGUUGUUUGACCAGCUGCAGCUGCAGGGAGCCGAGGACAGAGAGAGGCUGCUAUUUGCCCUGUACCAGGAGCUUAACCCAUCUGAUAUGAACGUUGAAGAGAUCCUGGGAAGCACUGACAUUGACAACGUGUUCUCUGGCGUGGAGUUAACAAUGGACAGGCCAGGUUCAGAGGAUCGGAUAUCAGGAGAACAUUUACUUCAGGCGAACUCCAGUUACAUAAAUCUGGAGGAUUUGGCGCUGGAAUCAGUGAUCAAGAACUCACCGGGUAACAUGGACAUGUUAUACAGUCACCAAACUCAGCAACUAGUUCAGGACACACCAUCUAAAUCUGUGCCAUUGUCUCCUGCUACUUUUGAACAGGAUCAGAUGCCUCUGCUGAAUCGGAGAGUGCUUGAACUGUCAAAGGUGGUGGACGAAGGGCUGCGUGAAGCCGGGCGCCAAGUCCAGGAGUGUGAUCUGUGGAAACCACUGGAUCUGGUGCUGGUGAAGGACCGGCUGGGACAUAUCCAAGAGAUGAUGGAAGAGGUGGAAGAGAAUAUUUUGCAAAUCGAGUUAGGGCGGCAGUCCUAUAGUUGGGAAGACAGGAACCUGGCCAAGGCCUCGGGUGAAGGUACUGCUCUGGAGCUGCACCUGAUCCAGCAGAAGGUGGUAUUAUUGCAGCUGAAACAGCGGUUCUGUCAGGCGAAAACACAGCUCCGUGUGAACGGCCUCCAGGACCUGCUGCAGCAGGCAAAGAAACCCCUCUCACCCCUAGUCCCUUCAUCAGCCCAGUUACUACAGGUGGAGGUGGACACGGACCCACGAAAGCAGUGGGUCAGUCUGGACAUGGAUCCAUCAGGGACCCCCAUGGUAACGUGGUCUGUGUUACCAGUACUGGCUGAAGGAGAUCGGCUGAUUGAGAUCAACGGAAGGAGUGCACGGAAUUGCUCUGUGGAAUCUUUGGAGCAGAUGCUUGGUGAAGCAGGCACUACCCAGAUCUUGGUCCUGCGGAAUGGGGAGAGGCAGCCCAGGAAGUUGGCAGAAGGUGCCUGCGCUCUGGAGUGCGCCCUCAAGGAGCUGACAGACCUGCAGUCUGACUUCUUCGCUACCAGUGUUGAGCUGUCAGCUCUCAGGAACGAGAAGGAGGAGAUGUGGGCCGAGAUCCAAAAGCUUCGGGAACGAGAGUCCCUCCUUCUGCAGGAGAACAAGCGAGCCCUUCAUUCAGCUGACAUACUGAAACAGCUGCUGGAGAGGUCAGAGUGCCGGUGGGUAUUCCUGAAGGAGCAGCUGGAAGCAAUGAAAGGAGCCUUUCAGCUGGAGACAAAGAAGCUGGAUACAGUGGAGGCAAGGCUGAAGGAAGAGAUAGAUGCUCUGAAACAUAAAUCGUGCCAGGACGACAAGAAAAUCAAAGACCUCGCAGCAGCAGUUAAAGAGAAGGAUGUUACUUCUGAACAGCUAAAGCUGGUGCAACGACAGAAGUCUCCGGUGAAUGUCAAGGAGGGCGUGCAGCUCCCGAAGCAGCUGGAGGACAGACGCCAGCAGUCCGAGACCCCGUGUGGAGAAUGGCCGCACUCCCCAGGCCCACAGGCAGAUGGCCAGGGAUCGCGACCCACCUCGGGGCUGGCAGCCACUGGCAGUCGGUGUCUGGACCACCGGGCCUGCGGUGACCGGCAGGUAGAUUGCCAGGCGGUGCCACAGGGGCACAGUGGUGAGGACAACUGGUCCUGCUCGCAAGGUGAAGGACGCGGUCUCCCAGCGCGACAUCCGCACCGGGAACCAGGGGGCCUGAAGAGACACCAGCCACACAACCAACAGGAGAAGGUCCCCACACGGCAGGAGCCCUUGCUGGACAGGGCAGUGCGUGAUCCCGAGCAAGGGCAGCGAGCGGGUGAGGACUUGCGCCAAGAGGGCUGUCGCUGGGAGAGCCCAGCAGAAUCUGACACCACACCACCUUCUUCCAACCAGACCGACCAGGGCCAGUCUGCAGCCCAUCUCCAAAGAAGCGAGCGGGAUUCCCACUCUGGGAGACCCUUCGACCGACGGCAGCGGAAUCCCCAUCAGUGCUGCGGCGAAGACCAGGGCUGGGACCCAGGCGGAGGAUGGGGCCAGGGGUGUCACGGCUGCCGGAAACCUGGCCACGGGCACGUCCGUGCGGUAGAAGAGCGGCCAGCCCGAGGCACUGAGGCGAGGGAGAGGGGCCGGCCAGUGCCCCACACCUGCCGGCGAGUCCGGCCGAAGGUGUCCGGGGAUCACCUCCUGAGGCUGAGCGUCAGGCUGGGAGAGCAACCCGCCGCUGUGCCGCGGGGUGGACCGGAGGAGCCGCCAACCAGGGCACGCCACAAGAAGCGUGUGUCGCACCGCUUGGCAGCGAAGAGGCACCUCUGCUCAGAACAUGAUUUUGUAACAGACUCACUUAACACUAAGCUCCACAAAGAACGGAGGGCAGAGUUUGUUCUGACCUCUCAGGAUCUAUCAAAAGAGACCACUGUGAAGAAGAAGCAGCUGGCUCAACUACUGCAGAUGGUGGCAAAUCACACCUCCCAUCUUCUCAAGGGAAACAUGCUGGAAAACAGCUAAAAGGUCCUGCUGCCAGGAGGCAAUGAGAAUAUUCCAAGACAACGUGAAGCACAAACUCGUUAUAGAUCUUUUACAGAGGGAUGGAGUUGUUGAACGUCACACCAGCUAGGAUUCCAGAACCUUUCUUCUCU
Mobula hypostoma (lesser devil ray) is the source of this 3539-nucleotide messenger RNA. RefSeq lists its product as uncharacterized. The record is from RefSeq and is a predicted model, not a curated record. Bases 40 to 3408 code for a protein of 1122 amino acids. Gene Ontology annotation, molecular function: protein binding. The transcript is spliced from 17 exons. NCBI's taxonomy places the organism in Eukaryota, Metazoa, Chordata, Chondrichthyes, Myliobatiformes, Myliobatidae.